Messenger RNA from Racocetra persica, 306 nucleotides. The record is from the annotation of a GenBank genome assembly. Lineage: Eukaryota; Fungi; Glomeromycota; Glomeromycetes; Diversisporales; Gigasporaceae.
AUGGGGGAAGAUGUGCUAAAAGCAGUCCAGAGUGGUAAACCAUCGGUUCAUUUGCAUCAAAUUAGUUUUGCUAAUAUCAAGGAUAUCACGGAAGAAUUUAUUUCUCCUCGUCCGAAACUUUUUGCUUGUCUAGUAGAGAAAAGACCUAUAUCUCUUUAUCAAUUGGCCAAAUUAUUAAAUCGUGAUUACGCGAAUGUUUACAAAGAUGUUAAAUCCUUGGUGGCUAUGGGAAUCGUUGAGUUAAAAAAAGAAGGAGAACGAAUUAGACCGGUUCCUUUAUAUGACCAAAUAAUUUUUGAUUUUCAA